GAGCCCGCGCCGUUAGCCGGCUAGCCGCGCUCUCCGUGCGUUCACGGACGGGCCUGAACACGACCGACACCGGCUGCGAGCGAACGGACGCGUACGUGAAGGGCUCGCGGUGAUUCCGCUCCGUUAACGCCGCGGUCGGAGUUUCUGCGGGAGAGGUUCGGUGCUGUCGCUCCGUGCGAGGCGAUGUUUGAUCGUUCCGAGUGUGUUUAGUCUGUAAUGUGACAGGAGCGAUCGUUCACGAUGAAGUUGUGUUUAGUUGAACGGCAGAAAACAAGCGACUGAGUGAAUGAAUGAGCGCAUGUUUCUCAUCUCAGGAGAGCAAUGAUUCAUAUCAUGUGUCGUAUGUUCGUGUAAGUUUGUUUAAUGUACUUUGUGAUGAUCGUCAUGUCGUCAAACACAAAACAAGUUUUCACGGCGGGUCGUGUUUUGGUUGCAGUUUGCACUACGACGUUUUAAAAACGGUUCAGGAACCUGGAAUUUAAAAAAAAUGCAGCUUGAAACGUUGCGAAAACCAUCCUGAAGUAAUAAAAACAUAAAUAUAUCACGUUUGUUUGCUGUGAAAACACAUCGAGGUCAAACUGCAACUUUUGCUAGACGUUGUUUUACGGGUUAACAUAACUUAAUACAUCAAUAUAAAUAUAAAGAGGUAAAUUAGGACGUUUGCCAAAAUUUGCCAUUGAUCUGAGACGAUUGGGACAGUGUCCCAAAGAACCCGAAUACACCCCGCAUAAUACAGCCGGAGGUUUUUUCUGCUGCUGUUCGUGAUGAAGCGGCUCCACAGCAUCUCGUCUGUUGUUGCGCUGAUUUGCUGAGUAAAUCUCACUGUCAGUCUGCCUGGUCACGGGUUUCCAAGGAAUAUGCUGAGAUGCUGGACAAGCACCGGAGCUCUUCAUCGGUGAGGUUCGUCUCUGUCCGGGAUCUUCACAAACCAUUGGUGAGCUCUGUGUGACGAGUCUCCAUGACACCUAGUUUCACAGCUGAAGCUCCCUGUCUGAGGGAGCGUCUCAUGCCACCUACCCAAAUGCUGGGUUUUUACUCUGAUCCCCCCAUUCCCCACUAAACUCCCUCACCAGACCUUCUCCUGCUCACCAUCACCAUACUCACCAUGUCAAGCCGAAGGAAGUCGUCCAACCCCUGUGUGCUCCGUGCAGCCAGUUCUACUGCAGGAGACUCUGUGGAAAUGGAUGUUUCAGCAGAGACCGUGUUGGACACGGAUUCACCUGUGCCGCUCACAACCGACAAAAACUGGACGUCACUGAACGAUAAGGAAGAAGAACAGUCAGAGGGGGGUUCUGCAUCAGAACAGGGUUUGAACCACAGAGAUCAUGAGGCAAUCCCUCAGUCUGAAGGUCCAGUCAGUACACUCUACCUUUGUACCAUCUGCAAUUUCAGUACCAACAAGUUUGACUCCCUCUCAUGCCACAAUAAAGUGCAACACCCAGGUGAGAGCCGUUUCGAGGUCAGGCAUAGCAAACUGGAUACCCAAAGCAUCCUGGAGCAAACUAUUGACAGCAAGAAUGAUGGAUCCCUUCAGGAAGCUGAGGACACUGUAUAUGACUUGGGACCGUUCGUAGACACCAGCAAUCCAGCAGGUGCAGACACUGGAAAGACACCAAUGGAAAACAGCAGUGUUUUGGACAAAGGACUGGAUGUGGAGAAGUUGGACAGUCCAAUUUUGAAGGAUGAGAUCAGAGCAGUAAGCGUCAACGGUACAAUCAUUAUCCCGGAGCCUACUUGUCAUGUAACGCCUCUGCUACAGCGACCUCCUAAUCUCAGUACUUCUCCAACAAUUGCAGUUCCUCUUCACACCACCAAGUACAACCCUAUAUUGGACAGCAAUGUUACCCUGAUCACAUCUUUUAACAAAUUCCCAUAUCCGACCCACGCAGAGCUCUCUUGGCUAACUGCUGCCUCCAAGCACCCUGAGGAGCAGAUCAAGGUAUGGUUCACCACCCAACGUCUGAAGCAGGGCAUCACCUGGUCCCCUGAAGAAGUGGAAGAAGCCCGUAAGAAGAUGUUCAAUGGCAGUGUGCCACCUGCACACCAGACCUGUGAAGUUUUGCCUGCAUCUGCACUCAACCCUGGACAGGCACAUGCAGCUUCUUUUUAUGGAUUUGGGCAGGCCAGGCUUGCUUCAAACAUCACCGCUGAUAGAUCACCUACUACUUGUAUGCCUGGCAUUGCUACAGCAGUCCGUCAGGCACAGACCCUUAAGCGCCCUUUAGGAACUCCACUCUUGGCUUCAGAGGUCAAACGGCCAACUGGAGACUCCAAAGAAAGUCUGUGCAUGCCCCCUCCACCAGCUCCACCCCCAGAAAGACUCACUAUCACUUCGCCCGUGCUUUCAGAGACUAGCCCUGGUUCUUUGGUGGCCUCAGACAUGAAGAGACCUGUUCCUGCACAUUUUGUCCCACCUAAAGGGAAACUCCCAAUGGUUCAAUCAAAGGAGAAGAUAAGUGUGGCACUUCCUUCAGUGAUGCCCAAAGAAAGACUGCCUUUGUCACCCAUUGUGUCCACCAAUCUCAAAAGAUCUGUAAUUGAUCAGCAAAUGAGCAAUCAUAUAUCAGCCUCCUCCUUCGUAGCUGUAAACAAGUUGGAUAAUGGUGUAACCAUGCCUGUAGCACCAGCUGUGGUGACUCCACAAGAAGGUAGACCAACGAUCAUUCAGACUCCAUCAGCCGUGCCUCCGUCCCUGUCUCAGACUCCAGUCCUUCAGUGUAAGCCUAUAGAGCCAUCAGUUGCUCCAGUGUUUCCAUGCUUUAAUAGUCAGAAUGGCAAAGUAAUCCCCCACAGGGAUAGCAAGCAUUGGAUUUUUGAUCAAGCGACAAAUUCCCAGAAUGAUUCCCAGAGCUCACGUGUUGAAUUUGCUCUAAGGGACCGUUCUGUUCCCACUCAGUUUCCUCUACUAGAGAGAGUGAAGGACAAGAGUCCUGGACAAAUGAAGCUUCUAGAGGAGAGUUUUCAGAAGAACAGUUUCCCGUCCUAUAACGAGGUUGAGCACCUCGCGAUCAACACUCGACUGUCCAGAGAGGAAAUCGAAAGCUGGUUCAUGGAGCGCCGAGCACUUCGAGAUGAUUUGGAACAAGCCCUGCUGAACUCCAUGGGUUCUAAACGGGAGUCCCAACAGACUCUCCUCAGUGGAGCUCAGAGACGUUCUGGCACCCUUACCUUCAGCCCUGUGCCUCAAGUCAGCAAGUCCAUGAACCUUCUCAAAAAUGUCUUUGUCCAAAACCGAUGGCCUUCGCCUGUAGAGUUCAGGCAUCUGGAGAUGCAGGCGCGGUUUGCUCGCACUGAACUUGUCCGCUGGUUCAGAGAUAGUCGGCUAGCUCAGCAGAGCCACGUCCUAGACCGGAAGGAGUCUUUUGGGGAACGGAACAGCUGCCGGCCUGCAGACGCAACAAAACGACCACUGAGAGAAGAGAACACCAAACCCAGCAGCCCGGAGAUCGAAAACUGGUUCGGCAACGCGCUCGAUCAGCACACGGGGAGCAACGGGGAGGCGAUUGGUGAGGUCCGAGAGGACCGUGGAGGGAACGCAUGUGAGCUGCUCUCAGAUGCAGAUUAGAAGACGGAAGGUGAGAGACGGAGCGUCACUGUCGUUCAUCGAAGCGCUUUAUGAUGUCACUUCUGCUCUCGUUCUCCGUUCGCACGGCCAUGCAGGCGUUAGACUGGAGCAUGGUGGGAAUGCCGUUGUAGCGUUGUGUGAGUGUAGUGUGUUUGUUUUGGAUGCGGAACGCACUGAGGACACUUGUGUGCGCUGGAGUCACUGCGCAUCUGUACUUCGAAAGCUCUUGUAAACAUACUUUUACUGCAGAAUGUCUGCAGAUCUGUACAUUUUUAUGCCAUAUUUUGUUAUGUUUUAUAACGGGAACAAGUUUUGGCUGUUUUUUAGUGGACAUUUCCCAACCGUCCGUGGAAGGAGAUGCCAGAAACCUUCUCUGGACACAUGGACACCUGCAACAGCCCAAAAUAUGAUUCUUCUACUACAGACGGGACUCUCUAUUGACAGAGCACACUGUUGAAUGUGCUCACAGAUGGAGUCAUGAUUCACUAUUCUGCUGGUGACACACACACACACACACACACACACAUCAGCGCUGAUGUUUAAACUGGUUUGUUUGCGAUCUUAGACACACACACACAGUCAUCUUGGACUCACUCGUAAUGACCUGUUUCUCUGCUGUAGUGUAUCUGCAUCUGUCUGAAACGCUAACGCUCUCUUCACGCACAGACCGCCGCUGGAAUCCAAUAAAACGCAGCCAGAUUUACGGUGUUUCUUUGAGAGGUCAUUUCUGUGCGAUAGUCCAUAUGAAGCUUCUUCCUCUGCGUUGUUAUGCUCCAUAGAAUCACUUCGGUCAUAAAAGCAGAUCAUGACGAGUCUGAGCGACAGAAAUGUCUCACAGCUGUCCAAAAACACCAAACACACAAGCAGAAGUUUGCGAUCUUUCUGUCUGAUGUUUGUGUAUUGAAAACAAACUAUAAAUUCAUUACUCCGCUGUGGCGUAAACAUUGGCCACAAGUCGAGUUAACUAACACUUUAAUCCUUCCUGUUGAUUGUUUUUGCUUUCAGACAGUUUUGGGUCACGACGGAGGGUUGAGACGGAACUGAGACGCGCAUGAGAUUUCAUGCGUUACAUCAUAAAUACAGCAGAUUAUGUAAUGUGUGUUUCAUAAUGUUGGACAAACGCAUGAUCUGUUCUUCAGAGAGGUCAGAUUUUUCACUGGCUGGAGGAUUGUGGGUAGUG
Messenger RNA from Labeo rohita (rohu), 4745 nucleotides. Its product is annotated as zinc fingers and homeoboxes protein 2. Gene Ontology annotation, molecular function: DNA-binding transcription factor activity, RNA polymerase II-specific; DNA binding. The coding region runs from base 1106 to 3565 and encodes 819 amino acids. Gene Ontology annotation, cellular component: nucleus. Gene Ontology annotation, biological process: regulation of transcription by RNA polymerase II. The record is from RefSeq and is a predicted model, not a curated record. The transcript has 4 exons. Lineage: Eukaryota; Metazoa; Chordata; Actinopteri; Cypriniformes; Cyprinidae.